Messenger RNA from Melanotaenia boesemani (Boeseman's rainbowfish), 653 nucleotides. Its product is annotated as cerebellin-1-like. The record is from RefSeq and is a predicted model, not a curated record. The transcript is spliced from 3 exons. Lineage: Eukaryota; Metazoa; Chordata; Actinopteri; Atheriniformes; Melanotaeniidae. Gene Ontology annotation, molecular function: protein binding. The coding region runs from base 6 to 653 and encodes 215 amino acids.
GAGUGAUGCUAUAUUUUCAGAGAAAGAUGGAUUUAGUUAUUUUCAAGUUAAUUUUAUUGUUCUGUGGUUUGAGUCUGGCCCAGGAUGAUUUUAAUGCUACUGAAGUACAGGCAAGCCCUGAACUCAAUUAUUUCCUGAGGGAGCUGGAAGCUUUGAGAGAAAAACUCUCAUCUGUGGAAAUCAGACUGACCAACAGUGAAACCAGGCUGAAGGAGAGUCAGAACCACGUUCUGGAACUGCAACAAGAAGGAAGAAUUAAGGUAAUGUUCAGUGCUGCAUUACAGGGAAACAACAACGUUGGACCUUUUAACACAGAAACCACACUAACCUACAGAAGUGUGAUCACAAACAUUGGAAAUGCGUACAAUCCAUCAACAGGUAUCUUCACAGCACCUGUCGCAGGAGUUUAUUACUUUAUCUUCUUUUCUCAUUUUGGAAAAAAACAAUCAGCAGUAACACUAUUCAAGAAUGGCCACAUGAUUACUAUUACCAAUGACCACCAGUCACAGUUUGACACAGCUGAUAAUGGAGGAAAUGCAGUUCUUCUGCAGCUGCAGCCAGGAGACCAUGUCUACAUGCGCUUACGUGUAAAUACACAUGUUUGGGCAGGGCCCCAAACCAGUUUCAGUGGCUUUUUGGUUUCUCGAAUGUAA